Molecule: messenger RNA, 1458 nt
Organism: Brassica napus (rape)
Lineage: Eukaryota; Viridiplantae; Streptophyta; Magnoliopsida; Brassicales; Brassicaceae
Product: disease resistance protein RML1A-like
Exons: 2
Coding region: 1-1458 (485 amino acids)
Biological process (GO): defense response
Molecular function (GO): protein binding
Source: RefSeq, a predicted model, not a curated record
AUGGGCAAAGUCUCUAUAAGUGGGCGAGCCUUUGAACGAAUGCCUAAUCAUCAAUUCUUAAAGAUAUGGAAUUCAGGAAAUGGCAAUACACUGAGAAUAGCAAAGGACAUGAAAUCUCAUCUAAAGUUACUCUAUUGGUCUGAUUACCCAAGAAAACAUCUUCCUCCAAAGUUUCAGCCUAAAAAUCUCAUCGAGAUUUCGAUGCAAAAUAGCCACAUUCUUGAAAAGAUAUGGGGUGGAAUCCAGCCCCUUCCAAAUCUCAAGAAUAUAACUCUGAGCCAUUGCUCGAGGUUGAAAGAAAUUCCAAAUCUUUCCGAGGCUACUAAUCUUGAGACACUAUCACUUUCGUCCUGCUCAAGUUUGGUGGAGCUUCCGUCUUCUGUUAGGAAUCUACACAAACCGAAAGAGUUGGACAUGAGCUACUGCAAAAAGCUACGAGUUAUUCCCACCAACAUCAACUUAGUAUCUCUUGAGAUCGUCAACAUGAGUGAUUGCUCCCAGUUGAGAACGUUUCCAGACAUUUCUAGCAACAUAAAAUAUCUUUAUGUGACAAACACAAAGAUAAAAGAUAUUCCUCCAUCCGUUGUUGGACGCUGGUCUCGUCUUGAAUGGCUUAAUAUGGGCAGCAGAAGGCUCAAGAUAUUAACAUAUAUCCCGCUAGGUGUGACAAAUCUAGAACUAAGCAACAGUGAUAUAAAGUGGGUUCCAGAUUGUGUCACUGGUAUCCCUUGUCUUAAGUCUCUUAACAUCAGCAACUGCAGAAAGCUAGUGUCACUGCAGAGUCUCCCGCCUUCGCUUCGGAAACUCUAUGCAAGUUUUUGUGAAUCCCUCAAAAGCGUAUGUUUCUCGUUCUAUGAAACGAAGAAUAUAUCUUCUUUCUACGAUCCAACCAGAGAAGUCAGGUUUGUCAACUGUUUGUCAUUAGAUGAAGAAGCAAGAAGGGCAAUCAUACAACGAUGGGAUUACAAGUCUUUAUUGUUACCAAGUAAAAAAGUCCCUGCAGAGUUUACUCUCAAAGGCAAUAAAAACUCCAUAACCAUCUCUUCAAUGACUUUCUCUGCAUCAUCAAGAUUUAAGGCUUGCCUCCUGCUUUCUCCAACCCAACCGUUCUUCUCCCACAAUUUUGUUUGUCGUCUAAGUAGCAAAGGGGUUAUCAUCGACGAACUUAAAUUCUCUUUGUGGAAUCUUCAACUCUUAACUGAACACUUCGUAGUAUUUUCUGGGGACCUAUUUGAAGAACACAUAUCCCUUGAAGCUGAUACGACUAGCAGCGACAUUAUGUUUGAAUUCAGCGGCAGGAGAGACACUUGCUGCAGGGGAAACUAUGACAAGAAUACUGAUUAUAUAAUUAUUGGGUGUGGAGUACAGAUCUUGGCAGAGGAAGGGGAGAGUAGAGCAGCAGAUUUAAAGAGCACAAGGAUGAAGCCAUUAAGAUCUCUAAAGAUGAAAGUGUGGUAA